AUGCGCGGCCUCUACUUGGGACUGGGCGCCAUGGCCCUGGCGUCCGUCAAUGCCUGGGAUUACCCAAACUGCGAGCACGACGGCUGCUACCGCAACCUCAUCGACAAGCGCUUCGAGGAAGAAGCCAAGACUUUCUGUGUUGACUUCCUCCACGGCACCACCACCGCUCCGUCGGCCAUCCCGACUGACUUCAACAACUGCGGCGGAGACGUCAAGGCCGUCUCUUCGGCUUGCUCUUGCAUCACCUACAGCCUGAGCACCACCGUCCCGGUUACCACCUCCACCGCUCCCGGCACGACCAGCACUCCCGUCAUCACCACCUCGUCGACCAGCGAGUAUGUCACUCCUACUCCUACUCCGACCCCAAGCACCACCAAGGAGCACUCGACCAGCACUUCCUCUGAGGACUGCACCACCUCGACGACGCCGGUCAGCAGCACCAAGCCCGUCCACACGCCCACCACCUCCUCCGAGGACUGUGAUACUACUUCCUCUACUGUCGUCAGCAGCACCAAGCCUGUUCACACUCCGACCACAUCUACCGAGGACUGCACUACCUCGUCGACCGUUGUCAGCUCCACCAAGCCUGUUCACACCCCCACAACUUCCACCGAGGACUGCACCACUUCCACCGAGGUCAGCAGCACGAAGCCGAUUCACACCCCGACAACGACUUCCUCUGAGGACUGCGACACGACUUCCACUGUCGUGAGCACCACUAAGCCCGUCCACACCCCGACGACGACCUCGACUGAGGACUGCACCACCUCCACCGAGGUUAGCAGCACCGAGGUUAGCAGCACCAAGGGCCACUCCACUUCGAGCAAGACCUGGUCGACCAAGUACCACAACUCUACGACCAUCUCUACCGAGGACUGCACGACGUUGACCACGAUCAGCAGGACGAAGCCCGUUCACACUCCGACCACAUCCACUGAGGAUUGCACGACGUCGACCACGAUCAGCAAGACGAAGCCGGUUCACACCCCGACCACUUCCACCGAGGACUGUGAGACUACUUCAACUUUUGUGACCAGCAGCAAGCCCGUCCAUACCCCUACCACUUCAUCGGAGGACUGCGAGUCAUCGACCGCCGUCAGCAGCACCAAGGGACACAGCACGACCAAGAGCCACCACAUCCCGACUUACACUCCUACGACCACUCCCUACCUCAACACCACCAGCAAGCCUCACCACACCAAGACCAAGAGCUCCGAGAAGCUGACCACUUCCACUGUCUGGACCACCCGCGUUGAGACCAUCACCAAGUGCCCCCCUCACGUCCCUAACUGCCCCGGAGGACACACCGUCACCACCGUCACGGUUCCUGUGUCGACCACCAUCUGCCCGGUGACCGAGACUCACACACCCCCUCCUCCUCCUCCCCCGACGACUUGGACGACCUCGACGGUGUACACCACAAAGAUCCACACCGUCACCAAGUGCCCUCCCGGAACUCCCAACUGCCCCGAUCAGCCUCCUCACGUCACCACCGAGACCAUCCCCGUCUCCACGACCAUCUGCCCCAUCACCGAGAGUGUUCCUCCUCAUACUUUCAGCACUGUUAAGCCGGUCCCGAGCCCUCCUGCUCCCCCGGUGCCUCCUGUCAACACUCCUCCUGCUCCCCCCGCCGGUACUCCUCCCGCUCCUCCUGCCGGUACCCCCGCUCCUCCGGCGAGCGUCCCUCCCGUGUCUCUCCCCUCUGUCAUUCCUACGCCCGCGACCACCCCCGCCCCUAGCCCCAGCAGGACCACCGUCCCCCCGGUCCAGGUCACCGCUGCCGCCAACCGCCUCGGCUCCGGCGUCAUGGCCGCUGCCGCUGGUGUCGUUGUCGUUGCUCUUCUCUGA
Molecule: messenger RNA, 1848 nt
Organism: Colletotrichum karsti
Lineage: Eukaryota; Fungi; Ascomycota; Sordariomycetes; Glomerellales; Glomerellaceae
Exons: 2
Coding region: 1-1848 (615 amino acids)
Source: RefSeq, a predicted model, not a curated record